Messenger RNA from Penaeus vannamei (Pacific white shrimp), 1582 nucleotides. It is a transcript of the gene ORMDL, whose product is annotated as Orosomucoid 1-like. Gene Ontology annotation, cellular component: endoplasmic reticulum membrane. Lineage: Eukaryota; Metazoa; Arthropoda; Malacostraca; Decapoda; Penaeidae. Gene Ontology annotation, biological process: sphingolipid biosynthetic process; intracellular sphingolipid homeostasis; ceramide metabolic process. The record is from RefSeq and is a predicted model, not a curated record.
GUCUUGUACCAAAGAAAGGGGAAUCGCAGCGUCGGUCUCCCUGUUUUCUCUAAUUUUCUGCCUUCGCUGGAGUCUCUGGACCGUCCACCAGCGCGUGCUUGGCGGGAGUUGAACACCGGGGCGAUCUGUGGUCCAUUCUUCCCUUGACUGAGUGUGAAGGGUGUGAAGCAAAGAUGUUGUCAGGUGGUCACGGAGAGGUCAACCCCAACUCGUCGUGGCACAGCAGCCGCGGAGCAUGGCUCUCCUACCUUGCUGGAGUGCUAGCUCUGCAUCUCUUCCUCCUUUCCAUACCCAUUCUGUCGAUACCCACGGCAUGGACUCUUACCAAUGUCAUACACAACCUGGCAAACUACUUGUUCCUGCAUCAGAUAAAGGGCACCCCUUGGCAGCUGCUGGACCAGGGGAAGGCCCGUCUUAUGACUGCUUGGGAACAAAUUGACUAUGGGCAACAGUUUACCACUACCCGUAAAUUCAUCACCAUUAUUCCUAUUGUCUUGUUUCUUCUGACAAGUUUCUACACAAAGUAUGAGUUUAACCACUUUGCAAUCAACUUUGCCACACUGCUUCUUGUACUCAUCCCCAAGUUGCCGCAGUUCCACAUGGUGCGUCUCUUCGGUAUUAAUAAAUACUAAAGAUAUGCUUGCCAUAUCAAUAUUAUGGAACCUGCAUCGGGCUGUUAUCUCAGCCUCUGCUUUCACAUUUCCUUAAGCUGUCGGUAUUAACAGAACCGUCUUGCUAAGGAGCUAAUUUCACCACCUGAGCACCAGUGCCACUAUGACUCGAGCCAACUCUCAGAGAUGCUGCUGGUACUCACAUCGUAAAGGAUAGAUGGUACCAGUAUUGAGCUGUGUUUAUUCAUGAUGAUUGGCAAGCAGCCUGGAUAUUACCUGUUGGACUUAAUAGUGGCAUUUGGCCAUUCCUAAAACGAUUCCAGAUUUUGUAUCUGUAUUAUAUUGCCAUCGUCAGUAGUUGGUCACUUGUGUAUAUAUAGAUUUCACUUCCUGCUAUUGUAGUAGUCUUUAGCAGGUCAUUAAGAAUUUUGUUUGAUCAACAAAGGUAUUAUUUCAUGUUAUCCUUUAUUAUAACUAUUCUGAUCAGUCUCCUUAAAGAAAAGCAAACUGUUCUUGAUAAAACCUGGUCUAGAUAUUUGCUUUUCUUUUGCUGAACUAUGAAAAUGCUUGAGGAGGAAGAGUUAAUGUUUGGAUUGAAAUAAGCAUUGAUUGUAUGUUUUUAAAACUAAAUAACCAUUUUGAGUUUUAGCUUGAUUUGAUCAAAUGUUUAAAAUAAAAUAAAGAUAAACCAGAUAUCAUUUUAUUUGAAAUCAGAAAUUGUUAUAUUUAUUGCCAAAAUCAUCAUUAGCAAUAUUAGAUGCAUUUCAAUGGACAGUGGUCACCUUUAAUCUAUCAAUGUCCCAUUUCAAAGAUACACUGUUACAUAUUGAAUUGUACAUUGUAUCAUUUACUAAUCAUGUAUGAUAUUGUCUGUGUGUGUGGGUGGUAUAUAUAUAUGAUAUGCACUCUGUUAUUUUAUUUAAGGAUGUAUAUGUUUCUUAAAUGGGUAAUAUAUUUUUAUUUAGAUUUCA